AUGCUCACCGACAAGGAGCUCGCGAACAUCAACGCCGUACGUCUUCUCCUUCCCGGUACCCCCGCGGUACACGCUGUGAUAGCACCCCCGCUGACCACUUGUUCCCUUGCCUCUUGCCCCGAUUACACUGCUGGCCCCGAUACGCUCCCUCGCCCGCAAUACGCACGUCACCGCACACGUUCAACACCUGCUGCACCACUACAGGCCGCCGCCGUGCGCGAGUACGGCGUCAAGCCCCGUCUCGACUACCGCACCGUCUCGGCCGUCAACGGUCCUCUGGUCGUCCUUGACAAUGUCUCGUUCCCUUCCUACAACGAGAUUGUCCAGCUCACCCUCCCGGACGGCACCACCCGCGGUGGUCAGGUCCUCGAGGUGUCGGGCAAGAAGGCCAUCGUCCAGGUCUUUGAGGGUACUUCGGGUGUCGACACGUCGGCCACCCGUGUCUCGUUCUCGGGCUCGUCGAUGAAGCUCGCCGUGUCCGAGGACAUGCUUGGUCGUGUGUUCAACGGUUCCGGUAACCCCAUUGACAAGGGACCGCGUGUCUGGGCCGAGGACUACCUCGACAUUAACGGCUCGCCCAUCAACCCUUACUCGCGUAUCUACCCCGAGGAGAUGAUCCAGACUGGUAUCUCGACCAUUGACACCAUGAACUCGAUUGCCCGUGGCCAGAAGAUCCCCAUCUUCUCCGCUGCCGGUCUCCCCCACAACGAGAUUGCUGCCCAGAUUUGUCGUCAAGCGGGUCUCGUCAAGCACCCCAGCAAGGACAAGGGCGUCAGCGACGGCCACGAGGACAACUUCUCGAUCGUGUUCGCCGCCAUGGGUGUCAACAUGGAGACUGCGCGCUUCUUCAUGCAGGACUUUGCCGAGUCGGGCUCGAUCUCCAACUCGACCUUGUUCAUCAACCUUGCCUCGGACCCCACCAUCGAGCGUAUCAUUACCCCUCGUCUUGCCCUUACCACUGCCGAGUACUUUGCCUACCAGCUCGAGAAGCACGUGCUUGUCGUCAUGACCGACAUGUCGUCGUACGCCGACGCGCUCCGUGAGGUCUCGGCCGCCCGUGAGGAGGUCCCCGGUCGUCGUGGUUACCCCGGUUACCUCUACACCGACUUGUCGACUCUUUACGAGCGUGCCGGUCGUGUCGAGGGCCGUAACGGUUCCAUCACCCAGAUCCCCAUUCUCACCAUGCCCAACGACGACAUUACCCACCCCAUCCCCGAUUUGACUGGUUACAUUACCGAGGGCCAGAUCUUCGUCGACCGUCAGCUGCACAACCGCCAGAUCUACCCCCCUAUCAACGUCCUGCCCUCGCUCUCGCGUCUCAUGAAGUCGGCCAUUGGCGAGAAGCUCACCCGCAAGGACCACGGCGAUGUCUCCAACCAGCUCUACGCCAAGUACGCCGUCGGCAAGGACGCCGCGUCCAUGAAGGCCGUCGUCGGCGAGGAGGCGCUGUCGGCCGACGACAAGCUCGCCCUCGAGUUCCUCGACCGCUUCGAGAAGGAGUUUGUCGGCCAGGGCGCGUACGAGUCGCGCACCAUCUUCGAGUCGCUCGACAUUGCCUGGGACCUCCUCCGCAUCUUCCCCAAGGAGUCGCUCAACCGUAUCUCCCCCAAGAUCCUUGCCGAGUUCUACACCCGCAAGGCCAAGGAGGUCGCCAACAAGCGCGCCGAGGCCCCCGCCGCCGCCGAGCCCAACCUCAUCGACGCUUAG
This is a messenger RNA of Apiotrichum porosum, 1707 nucleotides long. It is a transcript of the gene VMA2, whose product is annotated as Vacuolar ATP synthase subunit B. The record is from RefSeq and is a predicted model, not a curated record. Gene Ontology annotation, cellular component: proton-transporting V-type ATPase, V1 domain. NCBI's taxonomy places the organism in Eukaryota, Fungi, Basidiomycota, Tremellomycetes, Trichosporonales, Trichosporonaceae. Gene Ontology annotation, molecular function: proton-transporting ATPase activity, rotational mechanism; ATP binding. Gene Ontology annotation, biological process: ATP metabolic process; proton transmembrane transport. The coding region runs from base 1 to 1707 and encodes 568 amino acids. The transcript has 5 exons.